AUGAAUCUACCAUACUCCACUCUGCUACACUCCAUUCUCUCCCUUACUCCCCUCGGCUAUCCCCCUUUCCCUUCCUUACUCCCCUCGGCUAAGGUGAGUUCUCUCCCUUACUCCCCUCUCAAAAACCCUUUUCUCUACCUUACUCCACUCUGCUACACCCCUUUCGGUCCCUUACUCCCCUCAUCUAUACCCCACGCUCUUCACUGCUCCCCUCAUAUAUACCCCUUGCUGUCCCGUAUUCCCCAUGGCUAUACCUCUUUCUCUCCCUCACUCCCCGCGCCUAUACCCUUUUCUCUCCCUUGCUCCGCUAGACUAUCCCCCUUUCUCACUCUACUCCCCUCUGCUACACCCCUUUAUCUCCCGUACUCCCCUCGGCUAUACCCAUUGACCGCCUAUACUCCCCUCGGCACUACCCCUUUCGGUCCCUUACUCCCCUCUGCUAUACCCAUGUCUCUCCUUGACUCCGCCCCCAUGACGUGCCCUUUGAACGCAUCUCCCUUACGCUCUGAACGCACCAGCCCGGCCACCCCCAAAAUCCACCCUUUUUUUUCCUUUACCCCCUCAUCCCCCUUUCCCCUCUCUUCCUUGCACCAUUCUUCCCCCUUACCCCUCUCUGCCUUAUUCUCUUCUUCUCGCUUCCCCCUCUCUGCCUUACACCAGUUCACCCCCUUUCCCCCCUAUGCCUUACUCUCUUCUAACCCCUUCCCCCUUUCUUCCUUACAUCCUUCAACCCCCUUUCCCCUCUCUGCCUUACACCCUUCUUCUCUUUCCUUCUCCUAUCUGCCUUACACCCUUCUCCCCCCGUUCCCCUCUCUGCCUUACACCCUUCUUGCCCCUUUCCCGUCUCUGCCUUUCACCCUUCUUCCCCCUUUCCCCACGCCAGCACAGCGCCCUACGCAUCGGCCAAUCCGCACCUCUCUCCUCAACGUCGCCAAGCCGCUCCCCACGCCAUCGCUGCGCCUCUCCCGGGGCCCUCCAUCCCUUCAAUGCCCUCUCUCCCCUCCAUGCCCUCUCUCGACCCCUUGCCCUCUUUCCCCUAUCUCCUUCACAUCCAUCUUCCCCCCUCCCCCUGUCUGUUGGACACCCUUCUUCUCCCCUUCCCCUCUCUACCUUACACCCUUCGUCCCCCUUUCCCCUGUCUGCGGUACACCGGUUUUCCCCCUUUCCCCUAUCUGCCUCUCACCAUUCUUCCCCCUUUCCCCUCUCUGCCAGUCACCCUUCAACCUCUAUUCCCCUCUCUGCCUUUCACCAUUCGUCUCCCCUUCCUCUCUCUGCCUUACGCUCUUCUUCCCCCCGUUCCCUCUCUUCCUUACAUCCUGCUUCAACCUCUCCCCUCUCUGCCUUACACCCAUUACGCCACUCUGCCUUCUACCCUUCUUCCAUCUUUCCCCUAUCUCCCAUACAUCCAUCUUCCCCCUUUCCCUCUCUGCGAGACACCCUUCUUCUUCGCGAACCCUCUCUGCCUCUCACACUUCGAGAGAGGGGAGGAAGGGAUGA
This is a messenger RNA of Closterium sp. Naga37s-1, 1497 nucleotides long. NCBI's taxonomy places the organism in Eukaryota, Viridiplantae, Streptophyta, Zygnematophyceae, Desmidiales, Closteriaceae. The record is from the annotation of a GenBank genome assembly.